AUGCAGUAGAAUCCUCGAAUAUUUUUUUAUAAAUUGUGUAUGGAACUAAUUACAUUUAAUAGUUUCUCAAUUACGAGAUAAAGGUCUUCAAAAAGAAGCUAUCGAAUUGUUAAAUCAAGCAAUAUAGUUGAAUUAAACUGAUAUAUACUUCUAUGGAUUAAAAUGUAUUUUAUUAAUGAAAGCUUAGGUAUAUAUUUAGAAUAGGUUGGUUUAAUAUAAGAAAGUAUUGAUUGCUGGGAUUAAGGAAUUGAAAAUAAUAAAACAAAUAUAUUAUAUUACAUUGAGAAGGGUUUUAAUAUCUUUUUCAACAUUUUUAGCUAAGACUUUAGAGAAGAAUGGAAAAUUAGAUGAAAUUAUUGAAUGUUGGGAUUAAGGGAUCAAAAUUAAUUGCAAAGAUCCAAAUUUUUAUAUAUAAAUUAGUUAUUUCUUUUGAUUAUGAAUAGUCUAGGCAUUAUAAAAGUAAAAUAGAAUUGAGGAAGUCAUAAUCUAUUGUGAUAAAAUCAUAUCAUUGAAUUAAUAGACUAUGGAAUUUUAUAGCCAUAAAGGUAACUAAAUCUAUUUAUUGAUAGCUUGGGCUUUAAAAAAACUUGGAAAGUAUGAUAAAGUUAUAGAAUGUUGGACUCAAGCAGUAAAAGUUCAUUAAUCUUAUGUACCUUUUUUGGGUUAGCUUGGUAUCUUAACAAUUUAACUAUGUAGCUAAAGCAUUAAAAAUGCAGAAUAGAAUUGAAGAAGCAGUAGAAAUAUUAAAUUAAGGAAUAUUAAAUAAUUUAAACAAUAUUGGCUUUUAUAUUGAAAAAGGUAAAUCGCUUAUGAUAUCUUAAGCAUAAUUCUUAUCUAAAUUGUAGAGAAUCAGUGAAGUAUUAGAAUGUUGGGAUUAUGGGAUUGAAAAUAAUAAACACAAAUGUGAAUUUUAUGAAGAGAAAUGUAAAUUUGCAAAAUUGUGCUUAGCAAAAAUUUUAAUUGAAUAAGAAAAGUUUGAAUAAGCACUUGAGGUGUGGGAUAUUGGGAUCUAAAAUAAUAAACAUAAUUCUAUUUUUUUCAACUUUAAAGGUAAGUUGCAAUAAUAUUUUAAUGAUCAGCUUCUCUUCUAGAGGAAUUAGGAAGGUUUGAUGAAAUUAUAUAAUGCUGGAAUAAAGGAAUCGAAUUGAAUUAGAGUGAAAUAAUUUUUUAUCGAGAAAAAUGUACCAUUAAUCAAAUGAUUUUAUUAGCGAAUGCUUUAUUUGAAUAAGAAAGAUUUUCUGAAAGCUUAGACUGUUGGGAAGAUGGAAUAAAAUUAAAUAAAAACAAUAUAAGUUUUUUCAAUUACAAAGGUUGAAAAUAAUCAAUGAUUGUUAGCUUCUAUUUUAUGUUAAAAUGAAAGAUUCUUAGAAGCAAUAUAAUGUUGGGAUUAAUUUGGUUUCUAUAAUUUAGAAGAUUUAGAUCAUUAUUCUAAAAAAGGUUAUAAUUAUUAUUAUAAUUUAUUAGCUUAAAUAUUAGUUAAAAUGAAUAGUUAUAAAAAAGCAAUUAAUUGUCUUCGUCUGUCAGGUGACGAAUAACAAUCAAGAAAUUUAAAAUAGAUAUUUUGA
Paramecium octaurelia is the source of this 1565-nucleotide messenger RNA. Lineage: Eukaryota; Ciliophora; Oligohymenophorea; Peniculida; Parameciidae. The record is from the annotation of a GenBank genome assembly.